Lottia gigantea (owl limpet) is the source of this 1052-nucleotide messenger RNA. RefSeq lists its product as hypothetical. The coding region runs from base 93 to 1052 and encodes 319 amino acids. NCBI's taxonomy places the organism in Eukaryota, Metazoa, Mollusca, Gastropoda, Lottiidae. Gene Ontology annotation, molecular function: palmitoyltransferase activity. The record is from RefSeq and is a predicted model, not a curated record. The transcript has 7 exons.
CAUGCUACAAGAAAUCAACAACAAGAAAUUAAUAAAAACAUUCUUGAAAAUCAUGAUUUGACAAGUGAUCAAAGAAAGAAUAUAAUCUGAAUAUGGAGAAUUAUACAGAAAAUAACACGCAAAAUUACAGUGAUGCAGAAAGUGGGCAAGUGGCACCAAUUCCCAAGAAAGAAGUACCAGUAGCAGAUGGAAUCAAAAUAAUUGACUGUCGACCUUUAUUUAGAAAAUUUGGCAUACGGAAAUUACCAUUUCGUUAUGCAUGGUUUGUCACUGAUGUAUGUGGGAUAGUUUGUGCUGUAUUAACUUGGUUACUAAUAUUAUAUUCUCAAUAUGUUGUGAUAUUUAUCAUCUUAUUACCACAUCAAAACAAAGCUCAUAAGGUUAUUCAUGGAUUCUUCUUUUUAUUCUUCUCCUUUCUGGCUGCAGCAUCUCAUCUAAGAACAAUGUUUUCAGAUCCGGGAUCCAUCCAGAAGGGAAAUGCUACAAGAGAAAAUAUUUUAAGAUUAGGGUUAAAAGAAGGUCAAGUUGUAUAUAAAUGUCCAAAGUGUAUAAGUAUCAAACCUGAUAGAGCUCAUCAUUGUAGUGUUUGUCAAAGAUGUAUUAGAAAAAUGGAUCACCAUUGUCCAUGGGUGAAUAACUGUGUUGGGGAAACUAACCAAAAAUACUUUGUUUUAUUCACUUUUUAUAUAUGUUUCAUAUCAAUAUAUGCACUGUUUUUAUCCAUAAACCAUUUUAUAACAUGCUUAGCUAAAGAUUGGAAAGAAUGUUCUGGUGCCUCUCCCCCUGCUACCACAGUUUUUUUGAUAUUUUUGAUAUUUGAAGGGUUAUUAUUUGGUAUAUUUACUGCUAUUAUGUGUGCUACUCAGUUACUAUCUAUCAUAUCAGAUGAAACCGCUAUAGAACAGUUAAAGAAAGAACAAGCAACAUGGCAGAAGAAAUCCUCCUGGUUGAGUAUAAAAUCUGUAUUUGGCCAUCCGUUUAGUUGGAGAUGGUUUUCACCAUUUGAUCAACCUAAAUUUGUUUAUCAACAUUCUUUUAUGUAUUCUGUCUGA